Chaetura pelagica (chimney swift) is the source of this 183-nucleotide messenger RNA. RefSeq names its product antimicrobial peptide THP2-like. Gene Ontology annotation, cellular component: extracellular region. Lineage: Eukaryota; Metazoa; Chordata; Aves; Apodiformes; Apodidae. The record is from RefSeq and is a predicted model, not a curated record. The transcript is spliced from 2 exons. Bases 1 to 183 code for a protein of 60 amino acids. Gene Ontology annotation, biological process: defense response.
AUGAAGAUCCUAUAUCUGCUCUUUUCUCUUCUCUUCUUGGCACUCCAGGUUUCUCCAGGUUUAUCUUCACCCCGACGGGACAUGUUUUUCUGUAAAAGGAGCAACUGUCACUCUGGAAGAUGUCCCAUCCAUCUGGUUAGAGUUGGAAGUUGUUUUGGAUUCGGCUCCUGCUGCAAAUCGUAA